Messenger RNA from Dreissena polymorpha, 576 nucleotides. Its product is annotated as putative nuclease HARBI1. The record is from RefSeq and is a predicted model, not a curated record. Lineage: Eukaryota; Metazoa; Mollusca; Bivalvia; Myida; Dreissenidae. The transcript has 4 exons. The coding region runs from base 1 to 576 and encodes 191 amino acids.
AUGAUACAUUCCAUAGGUUUCCAGUCGAUGUACAAGAUGUGUGAAGGUUGGCUUCUUCCGACUAUGCGGUCUGCCACUAGUCCUGGGAGCAGUGGACGAUUCCUAAACGUGGUGUCAACCUACCCUGGGUCAACACAUGAUGCAUUCAUGUUUGAAGGUUGUGGUGUAAAGGACUAUCUGGAGAGAAACGAUGUGGGCUAUCUGUUGGGUGAUAGCGGAUAUACUCUUCGAAGAUACUGCAUGACACCAUUAGCCAAUCCAAACAGUGUCCAGCAAACCAGGUUUAAUAUAGCCCAUAAGAGAGGACGAGUUGUUGUCGAGAGGGCCUUUGGUGUUCUUAAGAGUAGAUUCAGAUGCCUACAUACGGCUGGUGGCUGUCUACCAUUCACGCCAUCGAAAUGCGCCCAAAUUGUAUUGGCAUGCAUGCAUCUUCACAAUUUUUGUAUGGACAGAAACAUCAUGGACCCAACCCUUAUGCCUGAUGUUGAUGAUGAUGAUGAAGAUGAUGCAAUAGUUAGACAGACUGAUGGUGUGGAUGGCACAGAUAGAAGAAAUGUAAUUAUUGGGAGAAUGUGA